Hordeum vulgare subsp. vulgare (domesticated barley) is the source of this 651-nucleotide messenger RNA. RefSeq names its product cysteine proteinase 1-like. The record is from RefSeq and is a predicted model, not a curated record. The transcript has 2 exons. Gene Ontology annotation, molecular function: cysteine-type endopeptidase activity. Lineage: Eukaryota; Viridiplantae; Streptophyta; Magnoliopsida; Poales; Poaceae. The coding region runs from base 22 to 585 and encodes 187 amino acids. Gene Ontology annotation, cellular component: lysosome.
ACCUGGGUGCCUCAACUUAAUAUGCUGCAAUCAAAUUGUGCAAUUUUCCUGUGCGACCCAUCAAAGCCUGAUUCAUGCGAUGCUGGAUGCAACGGUUGGUUGAUGACUUCAGCCUUUAGCUAUCUGUUGAAAUCUGGUGGCCUUGAGAGAGAAAAGGAUUACCCUUACACCGGGAAGGACGGUACCUGCAAAUUUGACAAGUCCAAGAUUGAUGCUUCAGUUCAGAACUACAGCGUUGUCGCUGUUGAUGAAGAACAGAUUGCUGCUAACCUUGUGAAAUAUGGACCUUUGGCAAUCGGUAUCAACGCCGCAUACAUGCAGACAUACAUUGGCGGAGUGUCAUGCCCAUGCAUCUGCGGAAGGCACCUCAACCACGGCGUUCUUCUCGUCGGCUAUGGGGCGUCCGGCUUCGCGCCUUCCCGCUUCAAGGAGAAGCCAUACUGGAUCGUCAAUAAUUCGUGGGGCAAGAACUGGGGGGACAAGAGGUACUACAAGAUCUGCAGGGGCUCUAACGUGCGCAACAAGUGCGGCGUCGACUCCAUGGUCUCCACGGUGUCCGCCACACACUCCUCGAAGGAGGAGUAGGCUCUGGUCUGAUAUGUUCUGAUCUGAUCGGCGGCCCUCGUGGAGUCGAUCUUGGUUUCUAUGUAU